This is a messenger RNA of Penicillium soppii, 780 nucleotides long. RefSeq lists its product as uncharacterized. NCBI's taxonomy places the organism in Eukaryota, Fungi, Ascomycota, Eurotiomycetes, Eurotiales, Aspergillaceae. The transcript has 2 exons. The coding region runs from base 1 to 780 and encodes 259 amino acids. The record is from RefSeq and is a predicted model, not a curated record.
AUGGGUGAUGUUACAUAUAAAGAUGGAAUCGCCAUUCUCCAACUCGGCAUUUUUCCUUUCAUUCUUGUCGCUUCCAUUUUCAUCUGGAAACGGACAGGCUGGAGAACCGGCGCCAAGAUCUGGCGAUACCCCUUCACACUUUCCCUCAUUCGACUGGCUGGCAGUAUUGCCAGUUUGAUUUCAAUUAACAAUAAUUCGAAAAAUGUCGAAAUUGCCGUUUUUGUGUGCGAAUUGAUUGGCAUUGCACCUCUUUUACUAGCUUAUGUCGGAAUGCUAAGAUUAAUUGAUUUGGAAAACCACAUUCCUCCUCGUCCUCUCGCUGUGGUGACUCUUAUGGGCAUCAUCGGCCUAAUCCUUGGUAUAGUCGGAGUCAGCAAGGCCCAGUCAACCAUUCCAGGAACACUCACCAAAGCAGCCAUGGGCCUCUUCUUGGCUGUAUAUGUUAUCACCAUGGUUCUGACUGCUUGGUUAUUCCAAUCAUAUUCUGUGGCAAUGCUGAGUUAUCAGAAAAAGCUGUUUCUUGCUAUUGCCUUGUCUGCUCCCUUCCUGUUGGUUCGAUUGAUAUACUCAGCCCUAGGCGAUUACACCUCUUCUGUGCAUUUCUCAAUGCAAUCACUAAUCGAAAAUAACCACACCAGUGUCACUGUCUACCUGUGCAUGUCUGUUCUGGAAGAGAUUAUCUCCAUGGUCAUCGCUAUGGUCUUUGGCGUCUUGGCUGUUCUGUCGUCGGACUUUGUGAAGCCUAAUCCGGAAGGGGAGGUUGAAAUGAAUCGGAAGUAG